This is a messenger RNA of Solanum dulcamara, 928 nucleotides long. RefSeq names its product probable NADH dehydrogenase [ubiquinone] 1 alpha subcomplex subunit 12. The transcript has 5 exons. The record is from RefSeq and is a predicted model, not a curated record. NCBI's taxonomy places the organism in Eukaryota, Viridiplantae, Streptophyta, Magnoliopsida, Solanales, Solanaceae. The coding region runs from base 144 to 620 and encodes 158 amino acids. Gene Ontology annotation, cellular component: membrane. Gene Ontology annotation, biological process: response to oxidative stress; mitochondrial respiratory chain complex I assembly.
AAUUGUCUCCAAACGGGUUCAAAGCGAGUCAGGAUCUCGAAUCUGUAAACCAGACCAACUCACUCGGGCCCAUACUAUUUUCAUCUCAGUAAGCGAAUCUCGGCGUCUGUUUACAGAAUUCAGAGGAGGAAGAAGAGAAGAGAAUGGCGUCGGUGGUGAGGAGCAUUUUCCAGUCGAUCAAGGAAAAGGGUAUCGGAAAUUUCCUCAAGGAGCUUCGACAAGAAGGAUACGUGAGGUGUCUAGCGGAUGGAAAUCUUCUGCAAACCAAGAUCCACAACAUAGGUGCUACACUUGUUGGUGUGGAUAAAUUUGGUAACAAAUAUUAUGAGAAGCUAGGCGAUACACAAUAUGGAAGACACCGGUGGGUGGAGUAUGCACAGAAGAAUCGUUACAAUGCUUCUCAAGUUCCAGCAGAAUGGCAUGGCUGGCUCCAUCACAUUACUGAUCACACUGGUGAUGAACUGCUACUGCUGAAACCAAAGAGGUACGGGCUUGAGCACAAGGAGAACUUUUCUGGUGAAGGUGAUGCAUACAUAUAUCACUCCAAGGGACACACUUUAAAUCCUGAACAGAGAGACUGGACUAGGUACCAAACUUGGCAACCCACCAAGAAGGAAUAGGUUCCAAAUUCUACAGCACAGCUGGACAAUUAUAUGGAUUUUCUGCCAUGCAUCCUUAAUAAAAAAAGUCCUCGUAUUGAACUUGUGGGUGUAAGCGCAUGUGUACUCUCAAAUUUCAGUUCGAUACACUUGCUGUACGACCUUUUGAUAUGGUGUCAAGUUUUGAAUUGGAUCCAAAAUGUAGUCGUGCAUACUUUAUUCCUUUGUCGGUUUAUAGUGUCUGAUGGUUAUUUUUGAAACUAAGCUAUUCAGUGAUAAGUUAUACCCCAUUGAAAUUGAAAAUGGUGGAUCGUGGUGGGAAGAGCAAA